This is a messenger RNA of Cooperia oncophora, 576 nucleotides long. Lineage: Eukaryota; Metazoa; Nematoda; Chromadorea; Rhabditida; Trichostrongylidae. The record is from the annotation of a GenBank genome assembly.
AAUGUGAACUAUUUCUUUCAGCUCGGCUAUGUAGCCUUCGCCUCGGACGUCUACGGCAUAGGUGUUGCCUCUAAUGACACCAACACCAAUUUCGGUACAAUGGCAGCAAUGCUUGCACAACGUACAACGGUACUGCAACAAAGGAUUCGGGCAGCAUGGGAUCUAGUUAGGCAGUUGCCGUUCGUGGACAAUCAAAGGAUCGGUUGCAUUGGUUUCUGCUUUGGAGGUCUCACCUGUUUGGAUUUGGCCAGAUUCGACGUUGGCCUCAAGGCAGCUGUUUCUUUCCAUGGAACUUUGACUAACUAUCCAGGAAACAACACGCCAAUCGAAGCGUCAAUUCAAGCUCAUCACGGUGACAUCGAUCCCCACACCACCAACGCAGAUGCGGAGUCGUUCAAAGAAGAAAUGCGAGAGAGAAAUGCGGACUGGUUCUUCACUUCAUAUUCGAAUGCCAUGCAUGCUUUCACACUACCAGGAGUCGAGAAUUGGGGAAUCCCAGGAGCUGCUUAUAAUGAAAAAGCGGAUAAACGAUCGUGGACUGCCAUGCAGACGUUCUUGGCUGAGAAACUUCUAUGA